Toxotes jaculatrix (banded archerfish) is the source of this 1410-nucleotide messenger RNA. It is a transcript of the gene pmm2, whose product is annotated as phosphomannomutase 2. The record is from RefSeq and is a predicted model, not a curated record. Lineage: Eukaryota; Metazoa; Chordata; Actinopteri; Toxotidae. Gene Ontology annotation, molecular function: phosphomannomutase activity. Gene Ontology annotation, biological process: GDP-mannose biosynthetic process; mannose metabolic process; protein N-linked glycosylation. Gene Ontology annotation, cellular component: cytosol. Bases 191 to 943 code for a protein of 250 amino acids. The transcript has 8 exons.
GACACCAAUAUCUUUGGUAGUAGUGGUAGUUCUCUGCAGUGAUACAGUGGAAAGAAGGACCGGUAUCUAAAAAUACUGGCAGCGAGAAAGAGUGCGGAUACACACUGAGAGAACACUGUACAUGUGGAGAAUAUAGACUGUGUCUGUCCACAGAGACAUCAGCGGAUCCGUCUGAGGGCAGAGAGGCGAGAUGAGUGAAGACGCCGUGGACUCGAGCACACUCUGCCUCUUUGAUGUGGACGGAACUCUGACGGCUGCAAGACAGCGUGUGACUCCAGAUAUGACCAAGUUCCUUGAGAAGUUGAGGACUCGGGUUCAUGUUGGAGUGGUUGGGGGUUCAGACCUCAGCAAGAUCAAGGAGCAGCUGGGAGAUGAUGUGCUCCAGAAAGUGGACUAUGUGUUUGCUGAAAAUGGUCUUGUGGCCUAUAAAAAUGGACAGUUACUCUCAGUUCAGUCCAUCCAGGCCCAUAUGGGAGAAGAGCUGCUGCAAGAUUUCAUCAACUUCUGCCUCAACUACAUGGCCAAGAUCAAACUGCCUAAGAAGAGGGGGACAUUUAUUGAAUUCCGUAAUGGUAUGUUGAACGUCUCCCCUGUUGGUCGCAGCUGUACGCAGGAAGAGAGGAACGAAUUCUACGAGCUAGAUCAGAAAGAGAAAAUCAGAGAGACGUUUGUGUCUGUAUUAAAGGAAGAGUUCAAAGGAAAAGGGCUUUCAUUUUCAAUUGGAGGGCAGAUCAGCUUUGAUGUGUUUCCUGAUGGGUGGGAUAAGAGGUACUGUCUGGGGAUUGUUGAGAAGGACAACUACUCAACCAUUCACUUCUUUGGAGACAAGACCAAACCUGGUGGAAAUGACUAUGAGAUCUACUGCGACCCUCGGACCAUCGGCCAUGAAGUCUCUUGUCCAGAGGAAACACUGCAACUUUGUCAGCAGCUUUUCUUGUCAUGAGAGAGAAACGGUAACUGUUACUGUAUGUUCACACUAUCUGUACAUGGCAGAGAAGGGAGACUCUUAUUAGAAGUCUGAUUCAUUGUCAAGAUCUUAUCUUGAGGUUUGACUCUAAAAAUAAUGGAUUUCAUGCAGAAAGAGCUGAUGUCAUAAUGUAUUUGGUAAUGUCAGGGAAUGAGAGGGAAGAGUCAGUGAUGAAUGAGAAGAGAUUUCUGGGUAUUUGUGGUUGAGUUUAGAAUCAAAGCUGUCAUGGCUUUAAGUGGGACAGUAAAAAUAAGGGUUUGAAAAUGAUUGGUGAACUUUUUAAAAUGAGAUUCUGGCCUGUGUUAUCAGCUUUACCUCAGGGUAAAUACUGAGCCAAAACUCAGUAAUCACAAUAUAAUUUUUAAAGACUAAUGUAGCGUCAUUGUUCAUCCAAAUGUACUCCUGACCAAUGUUUUUGAUUGUGAAAAUAAAACUGAACCGGA